Neofelis nebulosa (Clouded leopard) is the source of this 516-nucleotide messenger RNA. RefSeq names its product S100 calcium binding protein G (gene S100G). NCBI's taxonomy places the organism in Eukaryota, Metazoa, Chordata, Mammalia, Carnivora, Felidae. Gene Ontology annotation, cellular component: cytoplasm. Bases 117 to 356 code for a protein of 79 amino acids. The transcript is spliced from 3 exons. Gene Ontology annotation, molecular function: calcium ion binding; transition metal ion binding. The record is from RefSeq and is a predicted model, not a curated record.
UUCAUAAUCAGGGUGGUGAGUCCGUAAAGACUAUAAAAGUCACGAUCCUGCUCAACUCUUCGCACUCCUAUUUGAUUCUUCUAGCUGCCUUGCUGCUGGGCAACCAGGACACCAAAAUGAGUGCAAAAAAGUCUCCUGAAGAACUGAAGAGCAUUUUUGCAAAAUACGCAGCCAAAGAAGGUGAUCCAGACCAGCUGUCGAAGGAGGAGUUGAAGCUAUUGAUUCAGACUGAAUUCCCCAGUUUGCUGAAAGGCCCCAGCACCCUAGAUGACCUGUUUCAAGAACUGGACAAGAAUGGAGACGGAGAAGUUAGUUUUGAAGAAUUCCAGGUGUUAGUCAAGAAGAUAUCCCAGUGAAGGAAAAAAAACAAGACAAUGUAUCAUUCCAAAAGAAGAGCGCCUGGGAUGUGGCCCUAUUCUAUAUGGAAUCACUAAUGUCUCUGGUCAAUUCUUUGCAAUUAUAACGGUUUGGCUGUGAAGGCCAAUUACUGUUAAUAAAGAAAUUCUUACACAUGUC